CAUGGCGUUGACCACGUUCGAAGAUUUCGGAUUGAGUUUUAUGUAAUGAAUUUUGCAGUCAAAUACGCAAUCUGUGACUCAGAACAGGAUGUUAUUCUAAUUGGAUGACUUUACUGAAGACAUCUGAAUGUAUUUUUGAUAUUUGUUGCCACACAGAGGCAUGGUUUUUAGUAGCUGUUGACAGUACAGAGUCAUCGUAAAUGGCCUCUCAGGCGAGCGUAGUUCACGGACCCACCAAGCCGGCGGCUACGGUAGAGGGAAGUGGUAGCGAGGACGGCAUGUCCCCAAACGUAUCACCGUCAAAGAAACACAAACUGCCAGGCAGACAUGUCAAUUUUCCGGAGGGUGAUACCAUUGUUUCAGUUAAAGUGGAUCCUCCUAACCCUUGGAGGCAUGCAAAAGGGACAAGCACAGAGGAGCUUCAGGCUGUUUAUCAGGCGGCUUGCUACACCAUGAAGGUCAAACCGAAUGCUAAAGUUGUCCAACAGUUACAGAAUAUCAAAGACUUCACAAAAAGAAUGGAAUGUUUCAGUCUCAAAGGGGAGAAAGUGGACAUCCGCGUGGUGGAGACAUUAGAGGAAGUCUUCAAGCGUGUCCAGUUCAACACGGUGGAUAUGGAGGCAGCCAGCUUGGAUGAUGAGGCAGCAGUUGCUCUGUUUGACAUGCUGGAAUUCUACGAGUCUGCUAUCAGGCUGGUAUUAGCAUCCAAUCGAUCCAUCGGUGCUAGAGGCUGGCAGGCCGCAUCUCGGCUCCUUAAAAGGGUCUCCUCCUUAGAAUGUCUGGACAUUCGGAACACUAAUUGGACGGAGUAUAGCAUGCCCAUGCUAGCCAGGGCCCUGCGGGCGGACAUCACGCUAUCAGCGCUCCACAUGGAAGGCUGCAAUAUCUCAGGCCGACCACUCUUCUUGCUGUUGAUGUCACUAAAACAGAACAACUCAGUCCGAGACCUAUAUCUGGCUGAGAACAGACUGAUCCCCUCUGAUGCCAUACACCUAGGCAGCAUGCUGAAGCACAACAGAGGUCUCAAGUUACUAGACCUCCGAAACAAUCACAUCCAGGAUGCUGGGCUAUCCCAUUUAUGUGAUGGGUUAUUGGAUCAGAUGGAGGGGCAGCUAACUACAUUGGUACUAUGGAACAACCAACUCACCCAGAAUGGAAUGACCCAUCUGGCAAAAGCACUACCCAUGCUGAUGAGCCUUGAGACAUUAAACCUUGGGCAAAACAACCUCGGCAAUGAUGGUGUGCACAUACUCAAGGAUGCCCUGAUGAAGAACCGAUCGCUGCUGCGGCUUGGCCUGUACGCUUGUAGGUUUGGUGACCAAGGUACGGUAGCUCUCGCUGAGUAUGUAGCCGAUAAUUGGCAGCUGAUCAGGCUGGACCUGCGGGAAAACGAUGUCCGAACUGGUGGCUUGAUGGCACUGUCCUAUGCCAUGAAGGUCAACAAAGUGUUGUUGCGACUCGACCUUGAUAAAGAUGUUAAACGGGAACAGAUGCGAGGGUAUGAGGAUCUUCAGAAAAGUCUGCAGAGCGAGAUCAGUGUUCACAUUCAACGAAAUCGAGAAAUCAGUCGCUCUGAACAGCAGAAAACAGAGCAGGGGGGUUCAGAUCAGCAAGAGGAGACUGGUAACAUGCAACAAGGAAACCGGACAAUAAGCAGUAACCAUGGCAACGAACAAGAACAGCUUGAAUCCACGGAGAUUGGGCCUCAGAGCCCCACCACUCGCGUGAACCCCAGAACUCUAAACGUCAGGUAUGUAGCCGACCCCUCCUCCCUGCCUGUCGAGACUGAGGCCAGUACUGCAAACAACGACCCACUGAAUCUGGUCAGCUUUGAUGGGGGCUCAACGGUGGGCAGCACUGCCCAAACGUCUUCCACUAGUGACAACAGUGCGGGGCAGCAGCCUAUGCAAGCCUCCCAAGGAGGUGGCCUGAGAAGAGACUACAAGGAUGAGUUGGACUCCCCAACGGGCGUCCCGUUAGCUAAUAAUAUCCAGCUGUUGGCGCACCCAAUGCAGGCAGCGAUGGCCGCAGCAUCACCCACGAUCCUAUCCCAAAGCACCUUGGUCAUGGGAUACGGACACUUUGACAGUUUCAUCCCGGUUGGGAAUUGCGCGAGUGAUACAGUGCCCUCAAUCCCUCAAACGGACUUGAUGAACGAGAACCCCACUCCGUCCCAACAUUCUCCCAAUGCAACAGACGCAACUCCGUCAAAAGCAACUCAACCAGAGGAAAAGAAAUCAGAUCUCAAAACUCAAGGAGAUCCCAUGGGGGAUAGGGGUCACACCAGAGACCCCCUCACGCUCAUUGUGGAAGGAAAUUGUGAAGGAGAAUCAGUCAGCCUUGUUAAUGGCACUGUGGAGGCGGGGAACAAGACUAAUGCUGAGACAGAAGGACUAGAAGGAGCAAACUGUCAAACAGGAGCACUGUCAUCAUCGCCAGAUGACUUUGAGAAAGAGCUCGAUCAAAUCAUGGCAAAGGUCAGAAGUACCGCUACCGUGCAGACAGACGUCAAGAUCUCAUAAAAGGAAAAGGGCAAGGUAACGGGACUUCAAAAUUAAGCUUUUCACAAACCUGCUCUCUUAGUUUUCUGGAUGUCGCUUUUGUUGACGGGACUGAACGCACGCACAAGGGCUACGACCACUGCAAACUGUGGGGUUAUACUAGAAGUUUGAAGGUUUCUCUGCGGUCAAGCCAACUUGGUCAACUCGUCAACUUGUCCUGCUCGUCCUGCAAUCUGUUCUACCUUAUCUACAACAGAUUUGAACUGUGGCUGCAGUGCAGCGUGGGAUAAGAUAGACUCCUAGUAUGCCAAUUUCUGUGGAACUGCCACCCCCCCUCAAAAAAUUUGGGGCAGAUUUUAAUUGCUCGAGUAGAAAUAAGUUGGAAACUGGUUACCAGCAAUAGAAAUCUAUUCACGUUCUUUGGUACCCUGUAUUGCUUAGCAAAAGUCCUUUUGUGCUUAGCAAAAGUCCUUUUGUGCUCAGCUCCUUUGUGUGCUUAGAAGUGUCCAUGGAAGAUAGCUAAGGCAGUGCUGUUUGAAGACAGCUAAGGCAGUGCUGUUUGAAAUAGUCGGGUAUGGUGGGGAAUGACAUACAAGUUUAUGGGAAAUGGCUUUAGCGGCUAGCCCAGCAACUUACUUCAGUGGCUAGCUCAGUGACUUGCUUUAGCGGCCAGCCCAGUGAAUUCCGUAGCCUCAUGUGUUAUUAUCAGUCGCAGCCAAAUUAAUUCGGACGUCUAACAUACACAGCAGUUACACUUAGGCUAUGUCUAUUGACACUGCAUCUCUGCAUACUUUCAGUGAAGCAAAGACCUAGACGUGGUCCUAGACAACAGAUUGGGAUGCAGCCGGUAGGCGUGUAGUCAGUUGCCCGUCCAAGGCACGGGAUAAAAGAUGCAGCCUAAGUAAAAUCCAGUCGUAUCAGAUAAUGCUUGAAACUAGACUUUCAGCUUACCAAAACAUGGCUAAUCCAUAGACAUCAAAGCCUACAUGUUGGGGGGGGGGCUGGCCCCCACUUUUUGCAGGUCCAAUAAUUGGAUGGGUCAUAAUGGAUUGACCUAUUAAUGGCUGAUGUCUGAUAACAGGCCCCCCACUUUGGAAAUCGUUCCGCCGCCGGUGCUACAUGUACACUUGUUGUUUGUGCACAGGAUGAUAAAAAGCACUUGCACAAAGACUCCCGUUAUGGGCAUCUGUUGAGCAUCCAGUUUGUCAUGUCCUCGCAGUGGCUUUCAAACUUUUAAGAUAAAGAUUUAGCAUAUACAAAACAGGUUUCACUUUUAAUAUGCUAGACGCCGUCACUUAAAUUUUACCAAUAAAAGCAACAUGCAUGUAGGUGAGUAACCCAUUUCUGAAAUGAGUGCCAUGGCUGGAGCUAUACCACUCUGUGCAGACGCACUGAGUUGCCGAGUUGUAACUGAGCAAAUCUCUGAGUCCCUAAAGAAUGAACUUGAACAAAAAGUGUGACGGUAGCAAUGCUGUGGGGAUGGACAGGAUGCUCAGUUUACCAUAGACAUGUGAGAAACGCACAAAUGUUUCCCAAUAUUUUGAGGGGUUGAAACUGCCAGGCAAUCAAGGUGUUGAAAUAUUUGAACUCCAAAAAAAUAUCUUUGCUUGUAAGCAAUGUAGGAAAAUUCAUGUAUUUCAUUGUUUUUCUCAUUAACUGUUACUCUUUCACCUAGUUUAUUCCUCAUUAGUCAUGUUUUGAAGCCAUCCAGAUUGUGAAAAGAUAAUACAAUGAAGCAGCCAUAAAUGGACUUUCAAACUUGAAACCAGGAAUUUAGCAAUCAAGCAUUGUGAAAUCUUUGGAUCAAUUCAUUUGGAUACAAGUCUCACCUGAGCACAUUUUUCUGUUAAGUUACUUUUUUGUAAGCAUUUGAGACCAUCAGAGGAAGUAAAAUGGGUUUCUGAUGCAGUUAGCUCAGGAAGUGUUUUGCAGAAGGUACCAUUUUGAUUAACCAUUGCUGGCAUUGUUACAGGUACUGCCAAGUGAUGAUGCUCUCCGACUGAAACAAAGCAACAUGUUGAGUUAUUUAUAGCAUUCGAGAUGGGAACACCAGAUUGUGGAAAUGAAACACAAUAUCUGACAUGUCUGAAAAGACUGAAUCACAAAGCGAUUCACUUCCGAGAGUUCCCCUGGUUAUCACUGGACAGAGCUCUUGGUCAGUCAGAAAGAUGGAUUGUAGGCAUUGAUUUUCAUUCCUUCGCUGUUUCCUGGAAGCUUCAGGAAUUCUGGAGAAUCCUCCAUGUAUUCAUUCUUAUGAAAAUAAAGAUUUAUUGAAUUAAGCUAAGAGCUUUGACCUUCAAUUGGCCCCGGUUCUCUCUGAGUGUUGAGAACUGACAAAUUUCAUUUAGUUUCUACCAUAGUGCAGAGGUUAUUGUGUUUGAUUGAAGUCACUCUGAUGCACACACAAAUGAGCAAAUAAAGCAGCUGUCUACAUAAAAUUGCUGCUAAUACAUUGAAUUACAAUCUUGGAAGCAGGUUGCCAGCCAUGGCAGUCUUGAUGGCGCUAGGUUGUACAAUGUUCGAAUUGGUAAACGGGAGGUCAAAGUUCAAGUGCACUUGGAAAUACACGUGGCAUAAACUUGCAUACGACACUGAACGCAUGCAUUUUGGGCACUAGUGUUCGAUCUGCACGGUUGAUCAGUCGCUGCACUAUGGGUUAAUCUUGCAGCACAAUCCAUCAGUCUUUCUGUCAGUGAUACUUUCUUUCCCAUUCUGCGGAAGAUUGUUUGAAAAAGGAAAAUUAACGGCUCAGGUUUCCUACAGGAUUGAUCAAUCAAGCAGAUCGACUGAUCGUGCCCAAUGCACGUUGUGCUUAUGAAGAAAAUCAACUGUGAGAAUCACAUUUGAAUCAUUAUUCUGUUACGGCUGCCAAGAUUCAUGGGGCAGAUUAUGUUUCCAAGAUUUUACUGUGUCAGGGUUGAAGACCUGAGUCGUCAUGUUUGUGAUACAGUUUGACUGUCAAUAUACAGAAUAAACUAUUAUGACAAAUAAUAUUGGUAUAAAGAGCAACUUCCGAGGUCCACCCUUGUGAAUACGUUCGUUUUUCCUCUUAUUGUGAGUCCUUUAAGACAUGUUUUGGUUAUCACUGGUCCCAGGACCCUUGUUAUAACGAGAGUUGACUGCAGGUGGGUUAUCAGCAUUUGAGGAAUCAGAAGAUGCUGAGUAGCCAUUAUUCAGUGCUGUGUGUUCACAAGUAUUGCUUCUCUUCCAAAAUAAGAAUAUUUGCCACUGUAAAGAAAUGGAAUUAACAAAUAAAUAAUUGUACACGGAAGAAAAAUUAAUUUUGGAGCAAUGCUGGAAUUAUUUCAUUACAAGAUGUAUUCUUUUAUGCUGUACCUGUACAAAUGUGAAAACAAAAAUAUCAAAAAGAUGAAAUAUUUUGUGACGGUUUAUUAAUCUUUGAUGUCGGAUAUUUAUGUUGGGUAUGCUAUUUGUAUUAAGAUGGGGAAGCUACCUGUAGCCAUUGGGAGUUGAAUUUUUUGUGACACGCAAUACAGUAUAAUUUCAAUACUUAGUAGUUGAUAGACUUGAGUUUCCAAUCUUUCUCAAUUUUGUAUGACAUUGAACAGACAGUUGUAUGUAUGUAAUUUUUUUCGUAAGUUCGUUCACCUACAUUUUGGUAAUGUUGAAAGAAUUUAAACCCCUUUAUCAGAAAGUUUCUCAGUUUAAUCAUGACUCCUUGUUUUAAAGGACAAAUGAAAAGUAGAUGACUUAGAAAUUAAAGCACAGCUUGACAAAGUGAGUCCUGAAGUGCACAUUCAAAAAAACUUCACAUCCCAGAUCAGCCACUUUGUGUUCUUUGUUAAUCUUCUGCCUUUGUGACAUGAAAAGUUGUGAUUAUUUAUUUGGCCCAUGGCAUUAUGUUACAGAUCUAAUAUUCACUUUUAUUACUUGAAUUUGGCUAGCAAUAAAUUUCUGCUGUCUUAAAAAAAAAGAUUAAACAUGCUAUGUACUUGCAGUAUCUAACUUGAAAGCUUAUGCUGGAAACCUACCACAUUUGUCAGCCAGUUUCGUUUUGACGUUUAUUUGUGGGCACAGAAAUGAACAGUUUGUUAGAUUUAAACUAAUUUAAACUUUUCAAUGGCAUGCGAUAUAGAUUUAGAAGAAACUUGGUAGUUGCUUUUUAAAGCAACAAAUGAUCAUAUUCACUGUAUGAAUUUUGAAAAUUUAAUUUUAUGGUUAUUUCUGCCCAGUUCUUGAGUGUAUGUGCACUGUUGCGUGAGUACCUCAGUGUCACAAUAUUAACUUUGAAAUUUUUCAGCGAUUUAAAUGUAUCAAGGUAGGUGCGUAUAAUUUGGGUGACACUUUCCAAAUUCCUUCAUGCUGUCGAGUCAAUGUCCAGAUCAAUUGAUAUGCAAAUGACCUCACUGCAGAACGUCUUUCAUUAAUGAAAAAAAGUAGUUUGUUACUGGUACAUAUCAGUUGGUUGAUUGACAGAAAUCACAGAAAAUCUGCCCUUUCCAGUGCACUGGGAGAAUAAAAGUAACAUGUUUAGUUUAAUGUGUCACUUUUUUUAGGUCUAAAAAGUAUACAAGUAGUGUAAAGUGCACGAAGAAAUCUGCAUCCUAGAAAUACAUAUCAUUUCUCGGCAACAAUGCACGAUACCCACUGUUGAGGUUUCAUUUAUCUUUUUCCAGAAAUUUUGUUUGAAAUUCUAUAAAAGAUGUCUAAAUAACUAUUUCAAAACUUGAUAACCGUUCAAGAAUUGCAUCCCCUCCCCUCGGUCCUAAAAACAAACCUUUUCUGAAUCCAAAAAAUUUGCUGUGGAAGUUUUGCUGUCGGUAUUGAAUUAAGCUUCUAAUUUUUUUCUCUUCUAGUUAUAUUUAAUUAAUAGUAUAUAGCUUUGAGGUUUAAUUCAAUCUGUAGCCUUGAAGUCCGACUUUUUUUCAUUUUCUUAGCUCGAGAUGAAAUUAUUUUAAGCUGUAGACUUGUGUUGUAAACAUUGGUAGGCACAGAGAUGGUGCUUGUCUUGUUUCCCUUGGUGACUAAAAGGGACCAUCCAUGGUUGUCAGGAGGGAGGUAACCUCCCCCCCCAAAAAAAAAUUAAAAGGAAGAAAAUGGCCAAAGGAGAUUGGGUUAAGGGAUGAAAAUCACCAGUUGGCUAAGAGUGCCAAUUCUGAGGUAUAUUCAGGUACCUCAUAACGGAUCGUUUCACUGUUAAGGAUUUGUUGUUUGCUUCUGCCGAGUGGCUUACUGUACCCUUCCCUCC
Molecule: messenger RNA, 7710 nt
Organism: Acanthaster planci (crown-of-thorns starfish)
Lineage: Eukaryota; Metazoa; Echinodermata; Asteroidea; Valvatida; Acanthasteridae
Gene: ppp1r37
Product: protein phosphatase 1 regulatory subunit 37
Molecular function (GO): protein binding
Source: RefSeq, a predicted model, not a curated record